CUGUCAUCUUUCUCAUUUAUGCCAAAUCGAAGAACCCUUCAUCUAUGUACAGCGUCCGUACUCGGCCACAACACAAGUUUGAAGAACAUUCCCAUUCCAGCAACAGGUCAACUGCAUGAACCCACCAGUCUCCCUUUGCUUUCUUUCGUUCUUUCUGACAGAAUAGACAACAACAACAUCAACAACAAUCAUGGUGACUACAGCGGCAGUGGCGGCAACAACGGCCAAUACGGGCACGGUGGUGGAUUCAAGUGCCAUUUCGAAUUUUGAUUUUGCCAUUUGUAUGGUGUGUGCGUGGUUGGUCCCUCAUUUGAUCAGCAGCCAUCGACUGUUCCAUCGCACCUUGCGCCACUCUCCAGCAUGGAUUGAACGGAACGUUCGUGUCACACAAGUGGCUCGAGAUGCCGCCAGUUUUGGCUAUGGCAAUGGAGAUCCCGCAUUGGCCGCUGCCAAUCAAGUGGUCAAUCGCGCCAUGUUCCACGCCGUGGGAAUCUCCGUGCUGGUCUAUGUGGCCACGGCGAUUCUCUUGAGUCUCAUGACCCGCGAUAUGGAUUAUCGUACGACGUACAUUUUGGUGGGCAUUUCCUAUUUUGUCGGAGCAUUCUUCAUCUUUCUACUCUCCUUCAAGGCACCCCAAUGGCUCGCCGUCUACGCGUCACUCUACGAGUAUCAGGUACAAAUCGAUCUCGGGACCGACUGUCCUUCCUUGCGUCGACGCGUCCGAUUGGCCACGUUCAAGACGUUUCUCACGGUAUUCCCAUUGACGGCACCCUUUUUCUGUGGUGCCACUCCCGCCACAAUUCCCGUUUCCAUUGUCAUUGGACUGAUCAUGGGAUUCUUUCUCUGUCUACUCAUUGAUUGGGGCAAUCGCAUCAUUAAACGACCCAAAGAAUUACUCGCCUUUGCACUCUUUGUGGCGUUGGCAUUCAUUUUGGCGUCGGCCUAUUUGUUCUCGUACGGGUGCAGUUUCGUACAAGACGUAUGGGGAGAUCGCAAGGGACAACAAAUCACACUGCUGGACACACUAUCCUUUAUCAGUUGGAUUGUCGGAGGUGUAAUCUUGCAUGCCAUGAUUUGGUAUCUGUCCUAUCUCACACACCACGGACAAGCUCCCAAAACGGAACUUUUGGAUUCGGAGAUUCAGGCCGUCAAACCACGCCCACGCACCUUUUUUGGACAAUCCGUAUAUCGCAUGGAACUGUCCAUGCGAUCUCACGACGUAGAUAUGUCCAGGCGAUCUCACGAUGUCUCCAAGCGUUCUCGCGACUUGGAGGAGCGAUCCGCUACACCCGCGACGCUGGGACGUACGACGCCCUCGGAAGGAUACCCUCUGGAAACCUCCAUACGCUCGCAACGGCCCCCCGCGAGAUCGUUCUUUCGCACCCCUUCGGAACCCGAAGGAUUUCACAUUGAAGAAGAAUAUCCUCAUCUGCCAGCACUACCAGCGCCAGUACCAGAAGGAGAUGAAGAAGAGGAGGAGGAAGAUGAAGAAGAAGUGAAUGAUGAUGAUAUUACUCCUGAACCUCCUCGAAUUCCAAAUAUGGAAGACGAUGACGACAACGAUGAGGUUAUGGUAGAGGAGGAUUACAACGUGCCUCCAGUUCCAGAAAAAGACGAGAGACUGAAUCAGGACAGGCGACAAUGGCAUUCACAACCGACAACCAGCGACGAAGACAAUAAUGACAUGGAGGAAGAGGAGGAGGACUCCGAUUAUGCAAAUCAACAGGACGAAGAUUCCCGGUGCCACAUUGUCAACGAAAUUUGCUGCGACCUGGCAUGUGGUGCCAGUGCCCAAACACGCUCGGGAGCAGCCAAAACCUACAAUUGCUGCAGUUGGUUGCUAUGGUCCAUCUUCUUUUGUGCAUCCAUGUUUUUUAUCAUUGUCAUGGUCGGAUCACAGUAUCAGGAAUCCAUUGUACGUGACACAUUGCCCUAUGCCGAAGAAAUCCUCUACACCACCAUCAACACGGGGCCACAAUGUGCCUUUUACAAUGAACCCGUUGGUAUUAAUCGCAAUCGCACACGACGAGAACGGGUCGAAGCCACACAAACCACAUUUGCGUCACCGGAAGAAGCACACUUGGCGGGAUACACCAUUCUCCAUUGUGGGGCUUGUUCCAAAUGCUCCAAUUGGCAUGACCUACGACUCGAAUAUGCCACUCGCAACAUUCUCGGGCCAGUGGCAUUGGAAUGUGCCAAGAAAACGCUCGGUGGAGGUGGUUUCCAAGUGCUGCUGGAAUGUGUCAUGGAAAAGACGACCUUUCGAAAACCAUGUGCCGAAUGCUGGGCCGUCGAUAUGGAGUGCACUAAAAAGCACUGCAUGUGGAUUGGAAUACGAUCCUUCAUGAUCAACACGGUCACCAAUCUACAAGUUGGUGCCGACGAUAUUACCCCGGCAACCUGCGAAGAAGCCAUGUGCGAAGCGACCGAGAUUACGGGGUACGAAGGAUUCGUUCCUUGCUCGGGAGCGACGCGACGACGAAUGGAUAUUGUGUCCACCAUUCAGCGCCCGGAACAUCAGCAAUGUCAACAGGUGCAAGUGAAAUGGGAAGAGUUCUUUGGACCCAGCGAGGGAAACUUGGACUACGAUCCAUCCUACGACAACAUUGUUGAUCUGUUUGAAGACAACUCAUUGGAGAGCAACAACAAUCAGUCUGAUGCAAGCGUGAGCAAUAGUAACAAUCAGACCUUCAGAUGAUAAGCGGAAAGGGAGAGAGGUGGCUUUGGAGGAACACGUCAUGGCAAGGAGUAUUGUGACCAUGAGAUCUCAAAGCUUGCUAACCGUGACGUGACUACAAUGGCUUUACUGUUCGAAAGUACCUUCAGGAAGACAAACAGUGUUCAGUGAACAUCAAUAGCUAGCUUCAGCUACAUGUGGAGCUUACGACAUUUUUUUAAUUAAUGGGCGCCCUAAGUAUCUCCACUAUCCUAUGUAUUACGUAUCUCCAACUACCUGUAUGAAGAGCCACACAGCUGGCUGGCUACGUAGUCUCCUUCUAAAGUUUUGAAUAGAUUGUUUCGA
Molecule: messenger RNA, 3022 nt
Organism: Seminavis robusta
Lineage: Eukaryota; Bacillariophyta; Bacillariophyceae; Naviculales; Naviculaceae
Source: the annotation of a GenBank genome assembly